AAAAACCUCCCUUCGGGUGCUCAGUGGGUGAGGUUGGUCAAUCAGAGCGACUCAGCAGACUCUCUCUGCCGGACUUUGCGUCAGGAGGCAGAUCUCUUUGGAUAACUCUCACAGCGGAGGAGAGACGGAGGAGUCAUCCGCGUCCCGACCCGAUGACAAACUGAGCACAUUGGCAUGAAAGAUUUAGUCAGUCAGCACAGGAUGCAGGUGGAUCGGAGCAGUGUGGUUUCCAGUGCUGGGCUUACGUGGCUCAUCUUACUUUUGUCAACUCUAAGCAGCACCGGGGCGUCCGGGCAGGGAGGCGCCCACCAGAGCAUCCCUCCGUCCGUGGUGAAGCUUUGGGCCUCAGCUUUUGGUGGGGAGAUGAAGUCCAUCUCAGCAAAGUACUCUGGCUCGCAGCUGCUGCAGAAGAAAUACAAGGAGUUUGAGCGGGCUGUGCGGGUGGAGGAGAUCGAUGGGCUGAAGUUGGUAAAGACACUGGCAAAGAAUAUGGAAGAGAUGUUUCACAAGAAAGCCCAGGCUAUGCAGAGACUGGUGGAGGCCGCAGAGGAGGCGCACCUGCAGCACGAGGAGGAUCCAAAUCUGCAGUAUGAAUACUUCAAUGCUGUGCUGAUCAAUGAGGUUGAUGAAAAGGGGAACAAUGUAGAGCUGGGAGGAGAGUUCAUCCUGCAACCCAAUGACCAUUUUAACAACCUAUCAGUCAACCUCAGCCUCAGCGUGGUCCAGGUACCAACCAACAUGUACAACAAAGACUCUGCAAUAGUCAACGGGGUGUACUGGUCUGAGGCCCUGAACAAAGUGUUUGUAGAUAACUUUGAGAGAGACCCAUCACUCAUAUGGCAAUACUUUGGCAGCGCCAAAGGCUUUUUCAGGCAGUACCCAGGAAUCAAAUGGAAACCAGAUGAGCAUGGAGUCAUAGCCUUCGACUGUCGCAACCGGAAAUGGUACAUCCAGGCUGCCACUUCUCCAAAAAAUGUGGUGAUCCUGGUUGACGUCAGUGGCAGCAUGAAAGGCCUGAGACUGACUAUUGCAAGACAAACCGUUUCCUCCAUUCUGGACACUCUUGGAGAUGAUGACUUCUUUAAUAUCAUUGCUUACAAUGAGGAAUUGCAUUAUGUGGAAGCGUGCCUGAACGGGACCCUGGUCCAAGCAGACGUUACCAACAAAGAUCAUUUCCGGGAGCACCUUGACAAGCUGUUUGCUCAAGGCAUUGGCAUGUUGGACCUAGCUCUUACCGAGGCCUUCAAUCUUCUCGGUGAUUUCAACAAGACUGGGAGGGGAAGCGAGUGUAGCCAGGCCAUUAUGCUGGUGACAGAUGGGGCCGUCGAUACGUACGAUGCCAUUUUUGCCAAGUAUAACUGGCCCGACAGGAAGGUCCGAAUAUUCCCUUACCUGAUUGGUCGAGAAUCAGCCUUCGCAGAUAAUCUGAAAUGGAUGGCAUGUGCUAAUAAAGGCUACUUCACUCAGAUUUCUACAUUGGCAGAUGUUCAGGAGAACGUAAUGGAGUAUCUCCACGUGCUGAGUCGCCCCAAAGUGAUCGACCGCGAGCAUGACACAGUAUGGACCGAGGCGUACAUCGAUAACACUUUAGAGGAUGGUCAAGAUCCAGUUCUGAUGACCACAGUGGCGAUGCCAGUGUUCAGCACCAAAAAUGAGACCAGAAACCACGGGAUCCUUCUCGGGGUGGUUGGGACUGAUGUGCCCGUGUCCGAGCUGCUCAAAACUAUUCCUAAAUACAAGCUUGGCAUUCAUGGCUACGCCUUUGCAAUCACCAACAACGGCUACAUCCUCACCCACCCGGAUCUACGGCCCCUCUACGGAGAUGGCAAGAAGCGUAGGAAGCCAAACUAUAGCAGUGUGGAUCUGUCUGAGGUGGAAUGGGAGGAUCAGGAUGACACGCUGAGAAACGCCAUGGUCAACAGGAAGACGGGGACCUUUACCAUGGAGGUGACCAAGAGUGUGGACAAGGGGAAACGUGUGCUUGUUUUGCACAAUGAUUACUACUACACAGACAUCAAAGGAACUCCUUUCAGUCUUGGAGUUGCUCUGUCCAGAGGCCACGGGAAAUUUUACUUUAGAGGGAAUGUCACUGUGGAGGAAGGACUUCAUGACUUGGAGCAUCCUGAUGUAGAGCUGGCAGAUGAAUGGACAUACUGUAACAUAGACGAGCACCCAGAGCACCGCUACCUGUCCCAAAUGGAAGCAAUCAAGAUUUACCUCGGUGGACAAGAACCACACUUACAAUGUGACAAGGAGCUGAUACAGGAAGUGCUCUUUGAUGCUGUAGUGACUGCGCCAUUAGAAGCCUACUGGACCAGCCUCGUUCUCAAUAAAUCUGAGAACUCAGACAAAGGUGUGGAGAUAGCCUACCUGGGCACCAGGACAGGUCUAUCCAGAAUUAAUCUGUUUGUGGUGCCUGAUGAACUCACAAACCAAGACUUCCUGACAGCUGAAGACAAAGAAGGGGUGUUCAACGCUGAUCACUUUCCCCUCUGGUACAAGAGGGCAGCAGAACAAGUUCCUGGCACCUUCGUUUACUCUCUGCCCUUCAACACAGGAUCAGAAAACAAAAGCGUUGUGUUGGCCAGUACUGCCAUUCAGCUUCUGGAUGAGAGGAAAUCCCCCAUAGCUGCGGCUGUGGGCAUACAGAUGAAAUUGGAUUUUUUUCAGAGGAAGUUUUGGACCGCCAGCAGACAGUGUGCAGCAUUAGAUGGAAAAUGCUCCAUAAGCUGUGACGACGAGAAUAUUAACUGCUAUCUCAUUGACAACAAUGGCUUCAUUCUGGUAGCAGAGGACUAUACGCUGACAGGAAAAUUUUUUGGUGAAGCAGAGGGAGCAGUCAUGACUAAGCUUCUGCAGAUGGGCUCUUUCAAAAGAGUGACUCUGUAUGACUACCAAGCUCUAUGUUGGGUCUUUUCAGAGAGUAGUGAUAGUGGACACACACUGCUAGAUCCUUACUUUGCUUUCUUCUCAGCUGUGAAGUGGAUCCUGACCGAACUUGUCAUAUUCCUGGUCGAAUUCAACUUAUACAGCUGGUGGAACUCGGACGUCACUGCUAAAGCUCAGAGGAUAGGUCGGAGUAUGCAGCUCCCAUGUGACACAGAAUACCCAGCCUUCAUCUCAGAGAGGACCAUCAAAGAGAACAUGGGCAACAUCGAUUGUGAUGGCUGCAUCAAGUCUUUUGUGAUCCAGCAGAUCCCCAGCAGCAAUCUGUUCAUGGUGGUGGUGGACAACAAGUGUAGCUGCGGCAUGUUUGAGCCAAUCACCAUGGACCCAAUCGAAAUCAUGUAUAUCGAAUCUCUCAAGUGCGACAGACUGAAGAUGCAAAAGGACAGGAGGCGUCCAGACACCUGCCACCCUUUUCAUCCGGAGGAGAACUCAAUGGAGUGCGGAGGAGCUGUCAGUCUCGCCCCAUCUCUUUUGGCAACACUGCUCUGCAUACUCGUGGCGUUAUUACCUAGGUGACCAGAACUGGCCACGCCUCUCCAUCCGGAGCUCGAUUUGGAUUGGCUUGGCUCGGCACACAAAAGAAUUGCAACAGUGCCACAGAAAAUAACACUUUUGCCCCAUAUGAAACCAUGCCCAAUUCCAACUCACCAUCUACAAAGUCCCUAGCCUGGAGGUAUCUCCAUAUUUGGAAAGGAGUGGUAAUGGCUAUUAAGUAGUGAUCAUUAAGGUGUUUUAGCAAUACCAUGAGCAGCAAGGAGGUCUUGGGGAAGAAUAAAAUUUAGAAAACAUACACUGUGAAGAAUGCACUUAGUAGCUUAAAACUGCACAACUGGGUGUUGUGGUAACACCCGAUGACACUAACCCCACAACGAUCAGUCCUGUCAGGUUGCAAACAAGGGCUCUGGUCUGUAGUGGGGCUUGGAACUGGGCAUUAGCGUCACAAAACCCCCGGCUAGAGUGUGAAAGGAGCACCUUCCCCAGGUCCACUCUGACUUUUCAUGGACAAUGUUGAUUCUGAAGACUAAAACAUCCUAUUGGAGAGAAUUUAGCUGGGAUUGUCAUGAAAUCUUUGUCUAAUUAUCUUUUUUUUCAUGAUGAUGAAAAAUAGGUUCUAAUGUACAGCAUAUACUAUAUGAGAGAGAAAAAACAAACAAACAAAAAAAACACUUAGUUUAUAAUUUGCAAGUGGUACCCAUAAACUGUGACUAUGAGAUUUUGAGUCCUCUCAUGUGAGUGGUUGUUAAUAUUUAAGCUUUGCCUUAUGGAACGACGUUUGUCCUGUUUGUGUACUUUUGAAAUAAAAUUAUGUUUACAAAUUAUCCUGUUUUGGAAAGUUGUGUUGUUUAAAUGAUUUUUGUAAAUCACAAUAGACUUAAUAUGAGGCGUUAAACCUCACUGGUAUGGAUUGUACUGUUAUUGUUCUCAGAUUAAAUGAAUGCAUUUGCUCCUGGAGGUUCACUGUUGGGAAUUAUUCUGGCUGCUUUUUGGCCUUCACACAAACACAGAUGUGACAAGCAAGUGUAUCCGUGUGUCUGUGUGUGUCUGAACACACUUCUAUUUGUAUGUGUGCAUUUGUUGUUUCCCUAUUCUGUCAUCCAUGUGCACUUCUGCCCCCAACGCUCUCCCACCCAUAG
Cololabis saira (Pacific saury) is the source of this 4583-nucleotide messenger RNA. It is a transcript of the gene cacna2d3a, whose product is annotated as calcium channel, voltage-dependent, alpha 2/delta subunit 3a. The coding region runs from base 175 to 3465 and encodes 1096 amino acids. The transcript has 37 exons. NCBI's taxonomy places the organism in Eukaryota, Metazoa, Chordata, Actinopteri, Beloniformes, Belonidae. The record is from RefSeq and is a predicted model, not a curated record. Gene Ontology annotation, molecular function: voltage-gated calcium channel activity. Gene Ontology annotation, cellular component: voltage-gated calcium channel complex.